Molecule: messenger RNA, 1191 nt
Organism: Cavenderia fasciculata
Lineage: Eukaryota; Evosea; Eumycetozoa; Acytosteliales; Cavenderiaceae
Exons: 5
Coding region: 1-1191 (396 amino acids)
Biological process (GO): protein phosphorylation
Molecular function (GO): ATP binding; protein kinase activity
Source: RefSeq, a predicted model, not a curated record
AUGUCUGAUCAAAUUGAUAAAGCAACUAGUAAUAAUCAAGAAAAUGACCGAACAGAAGAAUAUGCAAAUAUGAUAACUACAACACUUGCCUCUCGAGGAACAUUUGGAUAUUACUCACCUGAAUCAAAACAAAAAAUAUACUAUCCAUCAAGUGAUGUAUACUCAGUUGGCUCCACUCUUUUACAUUUACUCUCAUGUCAUCCCGAUGAUAUUGAAAAUAGAAAAGAAUUUAUCUCCAAUCACAAAAAUAACAACUUUGAUCCCAAUCAUAUUAAAAUAUCAACAAAUAGAUACUCUGACCAUUUGAUUAAUUUUGUCAAGAAACUAUUAAUCGCAACACCUCAGAAUCGACUUUCAUUGGAUGAUUUAAUUGGAGAAACAGUCAAUCAGCACACACAGAGAAUCACAUCAUUUUUAAUCGACCGACGACAAAUUCUAUCAAGCACCACAACAUUAAUAUUGGAUGGUGAAUUUAACAGUCCUCUCAAAGGAUUACUUCCACCAACACUUUUAAAAUUAAAGCUGUUUGGAAAGUUUAAUCAACCGAUCAAACAAGGUGAUAUUCCGAAUAGUGUUGAAACAUUAAUAUUUGGGUCAUCAUUUAAUCGUGAAAUCUAUUCGUCCCUCAGACAAUUAAAAGUAUUAUAUUUUAGCAAAUCAUUCGAUAGACGCUUGCCAGAACUCGACCUAUUCGGAAGCAGAACUUUUGUCAACAUAACCAGCUAUUAUUCUUCUCCACAAAGAAAUGCCAAUGUUUAUCACUUUAAUGUACAUGGCGAGAUUGCCCACUUAUUCAAAAAUGGUAAGCCCAAAACCAACAUAAUCUUGGCAAUUAACCAAAAAUACUAUGGUAUUGGAGUCCUCACUAGAGAAAAAAAUAUCAUUAAGUGGCAGAACAAUGAUAUCUCAAUAUCAAUAGAUCAAACGAAUAUUGGUGUGGUAUCUAAUGUUCAAGCAUCAAUUUAUCCACAUUUAUUUUGCCAAACUGAUAAAUCAAAAUUUGAAGAAUUUAACAAACAGUAUGGAAGUAAUAUCAAUGAUGUUGACUACCCUCUUGAUAAUAUGGCAGACCUAUUUGAAUUGGAUGAAGACAAUCUUCAUCAAGUGUUUAAAGAUGGUCAAUAUUUGAAUAUAAGAUUCAUUCCAAUGCCACAAAUCGAACAAGAAAAAGAAGUGAUCGACGAUUCAUAA